CCUUGCCCGGUCCAAGUAAGUCAUUGCAGGUAAUCGACGGGUCUUGAUAGUAGGAAUGGGCCUGUCCCAGCCUACCCAUCGUCGAAUCAGCGCAUACAUAGAAUACACACAGUAACAAACACAGUACAGACGUAUUUGUUCGGGGGCGGUACAGAAACCCUAGACCCUCUGAAUCUUCACUUUCCAACCCUAUAAACGAGUCUUUUAUUCAUAUUACAACCUCUGGUAACCGACAUUCAAUCGGAAAGCAAGAAAAAAUAGUUAGGUAUGAAGCUAUUCGACGACAGUGAUAGCUCCGAUGACGACGUCGGGAAAAUUUCGAAGAUCGAAAUCGACGAAGAGUUCGCUCGCCGGUACGAGCACAACAAAAAACGCGAGGAUUUACAGAGACUUGCAGAGCUGAAGAAGAAAGGCCUCGCUGGAGAAGAAUCGGACAGUGACAGCGACGACUCUGAUGAAUCGUCAUCAGAAGACUUCGAUUUAGGUAAGAAAGAUGAUUUGAAAUUUUUUGAUGCCUUACUUAAAGUUAAAAACAAAGACCCAGGUCUUGAAAACAAAGAUGCUAAGUUGUUCGAAUCCGAAACCGAAGAGGAGAGUGAGGAAUCAGAGGACGAAGAAGGUUUAGGGAGAAAGAAAGUGAAGCCCAUGUAUUUAAAAGAUGUUACGGCGAAGCUUUUGAUUGAGGAGGGUCCCGAAUUUGAAGAAAACGAAGAGAAUGAGAAAGUGAAGAGCUAUGCGGAUGAGCAAGAGGAGUUAAAGAAGGCAUUUUUGGAUGCGGUUGGGGAGGCUAUGGAUGAUGACGACGGAGAGUUGUUGAAGGAGAAAGCAAACGAUAGUAAUGCGGAUGAGGAUGAUAGUGAUGACGAUGUUGAGAUUCAGACCAAGUUGGAUGAGUAUUUUGGUGAUGAUGAUAAAUUGGAUGAGAAUGAGAAGUUUUUGAAAGAUUAUUUUAGAAAUAAGAUGUGGGUUGACGAGAGCAAGGGUGAGAAUCCAUUGGUUGAAGAUGUUUUGGGCAUUUCAGAUGACGAAGAGGAGAUUGAGAAGCAAGACGAUUACGAGAGGGAGUUUAAUUUUAGGUUUGAGGAGAAAGCAGGGGAUAGGGUGUUGGGACACUCGAGGGUUGUGGAGGGUUCGGUGAGGAAGAAGGAGAAUGCCCGAAAGACACAGAGGAAGAGCAAGGAGGAGAGAAUGGCACACGCGGAGGUAGAGAGGAAGGAGGAGCUAAAACGCUUGAAGAAUUUGAAGAAGAAAGAGAUGAAUGAGAAGCUCAGAAAGAUUAGGGAAACGGCAGGAAUCGGUGAAGAUGUGUCUUGCUCGUUGGAUUUGGAUGAUCUUGAGAAGGAAUUUGAUCCUGAGGAUUAUGAUAGAAAGAUGAAGGAAGCAUUUGAUGAUGAUUACUAUGAGGCAAACGACGUAGAUCCUGAGUUUGGGAGCGAAGAUGACAGUGAAGCUGAGAAACCCGAUUUUGAUAAAGAAGAUGAGUUGCUUGGACUUUCCAAAGGUUGGGACUGUGUGUCUGGGUCUGGUGAUGGGUUCAUAGCUGCCAGAGAAAGAACUUUAAAACGUAAGGCAGACAGUGGAAGUAAUAAUGACCAGGUAGGAGGAGAAGAAUUAGUGCCUAAAGAUGGUAAGCAGAAGAAAAAGCAAAAAAUGUCCUCUCUCGAGAAGGAGGUUCUAGAUAAGGAGUUGGAGGAGUACUAUAAGUUGGACUAUGAGGAUACCAUAGAGGACCUCAAAACAAGGUUCAGGUACAAAGUGGUCAAUCCUCAAAAAUUUGGACUAAGUGCUGAGGAGAUCUUAAUGAUGGAUGACAAAGAAUUGAAUCAAUAUGUUUCUUUGAAGAAGCUGUCUCCUUAUAGGGAGAAGGAAUGGAGGGUGGCUCGAACUAAGAUUCACAACCUAAAACAGAGGAAUAAGCUGGUUCUUGAAGAAGAGAAAUUGAAUGGCCAGAAGACUGGUAGAAGGACCUCUAGAGAUGAUGGUCAAAGAAUGACUACAGUGACUGGUGCAGCAGAACAUGGGAAAGCACAACUGGAGGAAUCAAAUGACGAUAUGAGCAAGCUAUCCAGGAAAAGCAAGAGAAGACGUCGUCAAGCCGAAUUCAAACUAUCACAGUCAAGGCUUUUGGCAUAUGGGAAAAUCCCCUCUAAACCUAAGAAUAAAAAGCAGCAGUGAAAAUUGGCUUUGGUUUAGGCGGAUGCAGUAUUGGAGGUGAUCUCUUCCAUGAGAAUUUUAACUUUUUGGUAAUCAUGAUAUGUUUUUUGAAUUGGUAGAUAGAUUCUUUAGCAAUAUAUCUGCAACAUUUUCUUGAGACACUGAAAAACUCAGAAGACAGUUAGAAUCUUUGAUGCUUUUGAUUUGAGAACUCUUCGUUGUUAAUUUCUAUUUUACAUUU
Messenger RNA from Cornus florida, 2395 nucleotides. RefSeq lists its product as uncharacterized. The coding region runs from base 268 to 2175 and encodes 635 amino acids. The record is from RefSeq and is a predicted model, not a curated record. The transcript has a single exon. Gene Ontology annotation, biological process: endonucleolytic cleavage in ITS1 to separate SSU-rRNA from 5.8S rRNA and LSU-rRNA from tricistronic rRNA transcript (SSU-rRNA, 5.8S rRNA, LSU-rRNA). Gene Ontology annotation, cellular component: 90S preribosome; nucleolus. Lineage: Eukaryota; Viridiplantae; Streptophyta; Magnoliopsida; Cornales; Cornaceae.